AUGUCGGCUUUGCCCGACCCUCUCGUGAGAAGAAACCGGGGCUACUUAGGCAGUGACAGCUCCGCCUUGUCCGCUCGCGAUAUUCAGGACCGCAGUCAGUUGCGUUAUGAGCUCGACCUCAACUCGUGGAACCUGCGUAUUUGGGGCGUAGCCGCAUCGGGUUUUCUAACAGAUUCCUACAACCUCUUUUCCACAAAUGUUAUUCUUGCCUCCAUAGCAUUUGUAUACUGGCCUUCACCCGGCGAAAGAUGGCAAGGGCUGCUCAUCAACUUCUUCACUCUUCUGGGAUCCGUGAUUGGUCAAUUGCUCUUUGGCUUUCUGGCCGACUUUUAUGGACGAACACGCCUUUAUGGCAUUGAGCUUGUACUUGUCAUUGUGUCGACAAUUGGUGUUGCCACUAGCAGCUAUGGCUUCGAUGACAUGAGCUUCUUGGCUCUUUUCAUCUGGUGGCGCUUCGUGAUGGGUAUCGGCAUCGGUGCCGAGUAUCCCCUUAGCGCAGUCAUAACCUCAGAAUGGUCGAGCACUCAGUCCAGGGGAACUAUGAUCUCUUCUACAUUCAUGAUGCAGCCCAUAGGCCAAGCUCUUGCCCAACUUGUCGGCCUCUGGGUUCUCGUCGGUCGUGACAAAAGCGAGGGCCUACAAGCCAUGCAGUGUGGCCUCGACACGAAAUAUGAUAGGGAAUGUCGCCGCGCCGUCGAUGGCAUUUGGCGCAUCGUCAUCGGCUCUGGCGCCGUCCCCGCUCUUUUAGCCAUCAUUUUCCGGUUCUUUUUGUUCGACUGCGGAUUAUACAGUCUCGAGGUCAGGAACAAGCCCGGUAUCGCCUUGAGAAACACGCAGAGAGUAUACGGCGCUCCUGCUGGCGCGACAGCCGGCUACCCCAUGACCCCUCAAGAUGGGAUGCAACCAACCAACUCACAACAGCCUAUGCCCAUCCAAUUUUCUAAGCAGGAUCUUUACAGGUACUUCAUCGAAGACGGAAAUUGGUACUACCUACUAGGCACCGCUGCAACAUGGUUUUUCCUUGAUGUAAGCUUCUAUGGUCUCAGUCUUGAUAAUAGAGGGACUCUGUCAGACAUGUGGGCGACCACGGGACCGACGCCCAUCGACGACCGGCUACCGUGCUGGAACUCCAAGUUUCCUGACGGCAACGCAACCGCACGACUAUGGAGCCAGACCGGCCUUCCGGUCUGGCAGACGGACGCAACUCUACCUUGCAACACCAUCUAUGAUGUGCUUCUGGAACAGGCUAAGCAGUAUUUGUUGACUGUGUCCAUCGCCUCGAUCGCCGGCAGUGCCUGUUUUGUCGUCGCUGCCAAUAGGAUCCCGAGAAGACUUUGGCUCACAGUUUCCUUUUUCGUUCUGGCUAUACUAUUUGUCAUUACGGGUUGUGUAUACUAUGGCGUCAACAGAACCCCUGGAGCGCCGGCGACUGUCGUAUUUGUGGCGCUAUGCCACUUCAUGUUCAACUUUGGGGCAAACACCCUGACCUUCAUCAUCCCAGCGGAAAUCUUCCCAACCUGUUACCGCUGCACCUGCCACGGCAUCUCCGCCGCCGCCGGAAAGCUGGGUAGCAUCGUGGCCCUCCUCGUCGUGUAUGGCAUCAACUCGUCCUACACCGCCGUCAAUCGGCAGGGACUCAUCUUUUUGCUCUUUGGCUCCUUUGUCGCCGUCGGCGCCGUCUUCUCUUGGGCCUAUCUGCCCGACUCCCAGCGGUGGGUCAUUGACGAGGACACCGGGCGGCGCGUGCUGGAGCAGAAAACGCUCGAGGAGCUGGGAGAGGGGCGUGAGAGGGCGAGGCAACUAGGCGAGGUGAUUACUGUCAAGGAAAAGUGGCAUGAUCUGAAGAGGAGGAGGGUGUCGCCUUCGCCUUCGCAGGCAACGAAUCCGUAA
Messenger RNA from Colletotrichum paranaense, 1890 nucleotides. RefSeq names its product phosphate transporter. Gene Ontology annotation, molecular function: transmembrane transporter activity. Lineage: Eukaryota; Fungi; Ascomycota; Sordariomycetes; Glomerellales; Glomerellaceae. Gene Ontology annotation, biological process: transmembrane transport. The record is from RefSeq and is a predicted model, not a curated record. The transcript has 8 exons. Bases 1 to 1890 code for a protein of 629 amino acids. Gene Ontology annotation, cellular component: membrane.